Molecule: messenger RNA, 977 nt
Organism: Somion occarium
Lineage: Eukaryota; Fungi; Basidiomycota; Agaricomycetes; Polyporales; Cerrenaceae
Source: the annotation of a GenBank genome assembly
GUCCUAACCUUAGCGUCCGAUGUAUCCUCACCACCAAAGUGACCCUGCCUUGCCUUCUGGCAUCGUAGUAACCGUGCCAUCUUCUCCGGAAACACCCUCGAGCCCUUCAUAUCGUGAUGGUCGGCGAAAGGGCUUUGCAAAAAUGUCCGCAAGUCCCUACGGCUACUCAUUCGACCCACCUGAAGCACUUCGAGUGCCCACUCCAAGGCCACCGGUAGAUGUUCCCUCAUCGAAGAGCACGACCAGCUCACCACCUGCACAAACUCGCUUCGAGCAGCUAUUGGAGAGCUCGGAUUUACCGGAGCCCGGUCCUGCUUACUUUGAGGCUAGAAGGGCUCUGUGGCACACGCCCAUACCUCACGACCAACAACCUGAGCCUCUGGCUACUUCUGUUUCACGACAAAGGCUUGAAGAGCUCUUAAACACGCACGAGGGAAAGUUGGAUGAGGAUGAUGUGUGGUAUAAUGGACUAGACAAGGUGUGGAAAGGCCUCAUAACGGGAGCAAGACUGAAAAGACGACUGCCUCUGCGGUACCUGAUACAAAUACUGCAAGCAGGUUGGGUUCGUGACGGUACAUGGCCUAAGGGUGGUGUAGCACCCGAUCCUGACGAUGAACUUGAGCCAAUUCAAGAGGCCACAGAUGUGCCUUCCGCGGCAACAUCUGCCAUGACUUCACUCGUCGCACUGCCAUCGUUUGGGCCAGCCAGGCAGCAUCCUGCGAACCGAAACAGAAGCAUUAUGAUACCAUAAAGACCCUUUUAUGUCAGAAGGUUCAAGGCAAGAUAGAUUGGUGACAUGCAGUCAUACCUCGAGGAUUGUUGAUUCGCUAUGCGCCGUAAUGUAAAGAAUUCGAUACCCGAUACCCAGUGGUUUCAUCUUGCAGAUUCAUAUGAAAUGAUGGCUGUAUAAUUACAAUGCUCUUUCCUGUAGCAAUAGGGUUAAUACACUGAGCUCUGCAGCAAUGCUUUAACUAGUC